AUGUAUAUGGAGCCAGCUCCAGGGCCAGGGUCAAGGGCAGCACCCUGGACAGAGCCAUCUAGAAAGCCAGUGACAACUGGAAAGGCACAACCAAAGGCAAUCGAGCAAUUCAAGAAGCUGCUGCCCUGGGAGUGCCUGGACACCUUUUUGAUUGAGCUGGAGGGGACGGACAUAGCGCUGGUGGCACCCACAGUUGGCGCUGCCCUUAUUCACUUUGAUACUGUGGUGUAUUUUGUGAUAAGCAUGUGCUUGGAGACCCGCACCAUGAAGGCCCAGGACAGGGCCAGGGUGCUGGAGCUUUGGAUACAGGUGGCCAGGGAGUGUAAUAAGUUGAGAAACUACUCCUCUUUGCAUGGCAUAGUCACAGCCCUGAAGGCUGCGCCCAUCCAUAGUCUCCAGGAAACCUGGACAGCAGUAUCCAGGGAAAGCGCCAGAGCGUAUAAAGAACUGUGCGCUCGUGAUGACAGGAUGACCCAGGAGAAGCUGAUAAAGCUGGGGAUCUCCAAGCUGGCCCUCCAGGAAAAAAACCCUCAGAGAGCCCAGAUGAGGCAGCAGAGACAGAAGGGCGUCAUUCCCUUUCUUGGAAUCUUCCUCGAUGACCUAACUCUGUUGCAGAAGUGGACGCAGAAUAAUGUGGCUGCCUUCAAGAUCAUCCGGCAGCUGCAGUUGCUGCAGGUGACUGCCAAUAAUUUCUGUUUUCAACCGGACAAAGAAUUUCAGUCCUGGUUCCAAACCAUGAAGCCACUGGACCAAUACAAUAUCCACAACUUCUCCUGGGAGCUGGAGCCACCAUUUGAAUAGGCCAACAACAACAUCAAGGCCGAGGAGACCUGUCCUGGGACUGUGUCCACAUUUGAGCUACCUUUAUUUACUCUCCCCUGCCACUCCCUUACAUCCCCCUGGAAACAUGUUCAUUUACUCCGCCCUGACACUCCCUUUUCCUGUUAUCUAUAUUCCUUAUUCCUUGCUCCUCAUCCCUGGCUUUUACUUAAAGUAAUAAAUGUAUGUUCCA
Nycticebus coucang (slow loris) is the source of this 1012-nucleotide messenger RNA. RefSeq names its product ral-GDS-related protein-like. The transcript has 8 exons. The coding region runs from base 1 to 801 and encodes 266 amino acids. Lineage: Eukaryota; Metazoa; Chordata; Mammalia; Primates; Lorisidae. Gene Ontology annotation, biological process: Ras protein signal transduction; positive regulation of GTPase activity. The record is from RefSeq and is a predicted model, not a curated record. Gene Ontology annotation, cellular component: plasma membrane. Gene Ontology annotation, molecular function: guanyl-nucleotide exchange factor activity.